Ruditapes philippinarum (Manila clam) is the source of this 1596-nucleotide messenger RNA. RefSeq lists its product as uncharacterized. The transcript has a single exon. NCBI's taxonomy places the organism in Eukaryota, Metazoa, Mollusca, Bivalvia, Venerida, Veneridae. The coding region runs from base 1 to 1596 and encodes 531 amino acids. The record is from RefSeq and is a predicted model, not a curated record.
AUGAGGUCCAAAUCUUUGACUGAUUGCUCCGGGAAAUGCCCAAAUCACCCGGAAGAGAAUGUCACGUGGUAUUGUCGUUUUCAUUUUCAGCCUGGCUGCCAUAUUUGUAAAGUAGAACACCCUGAAAAUUGCAACUCUGAAUGCGUUCCGGAUAACAACGAAAAUGCAAAUGCUGAAUACGUGAGUAACAUUAUUAAAGAGAUGGACAGUUUCGAGACGAAAGCAAAUGACAAGAUAACAAAAGCAAAGAAGAAUCUUGAAGACGUCGAGUCCUAUUACGAUUCAGAGGUCGAAAAGAUCAGGCGUAUGUGCAAGAUGCUGAAAGACCACAUUGAUUCCCUGGAAAAUAAUGCCUUAAAGGAAGCGAAGGAGUUAUUUGAAGAAGAUAAGAAAACAAUGGAAACCAUUAUCGAUAAUUGUGAAGAUGCUAGGGAAGAAAUACAAAUGGUGAAGAAAAAGACAUUAAAAGAUAGUAAAAAAUCGAGCAGAAAUUCUUCUCUGCGAAAAAGCAAUCCCGACAUUAUCAAAGUAAAAGCAGUACUGAGUCAGAAUGAAAAAUGCAACAGCGUUCGACAUUAUCACUUUGAACCUGACGAAGGCAUGUUUCAAUAUAUUUUGGGGUGUAAUGAAAUUGGAAUCAUGCAUGUUGCUGAUGAAGGGUGCGUGUCUGUUGAGAACGCAGAUAGUGACAUUCCCACUGACUCGACUGCAACAACUGACGAUGACAUUCGUCCCGUUGGGAUCAAUGGUCAAGAAGAAGAACCUGAGUCUAAAUUCCUUGGGACCAUACGUGUUAAAUCGAGGUCCGAUAGAAACCCCUGCUAUAUCACAGGCAUAUCCGUGCUCUCAAAUGAGGAACUUGUUAUUGCUGACAGCCAAAACAAUUGUAUCAAAAUGGUUGACAUCGAACGAAAGAAAAUUUCUUCAUAUUUGAAGAUGUCGUUCAGUCCACAAGACGUGACUGUAGUAAACAAUAAUCUACUUGCUGUAACAUUACCUUGCGCGUUCCUCAGUAUGAUUCAGAUUGUAACAAGAUUCGGUCCAUUCAGAUGGAGGACAAGUCACAGCUUGAAGGCAAAUGGCAAUUGUUACGGGAUAACUAGCACUUCUGACAAGUUGAUAGUUUCCUUCACCGCUCCUCCAAAAGUAGAAGUUCUUUCACUUCAAGGGGAAGUUCUUAAUACCCUAGAUACUAGUGCUGAUGGCCACCAAUUGUUUAACCAGCCUAGACAUUUGACCGUGUCUGAAGACAAACAAUAUGUGUACGUAUCUGAUAGGGGCAGUGGAUCUUUAACAAGACUUGCACUAUCUGGUGAUAAAGAUGACAUCAUUCAAAUCUCACAGGACACCGGUUGGCAUAUUUCUCCGGAAGGAAUAGUAACAGCAGAAGACUCUGUACUGGUAUGCGAUAUGGGUUCGGAAGAAGGCAACGUGUAUGCAUUUCAAGAGGAUCUGAGCGAGAAAGGAAUCGUGUAUGACAGCAAAGACGGGAUACGGUACCCAAAAACUAUCUGUUAUUCUCCGUACCAAAAUAAAGUUUUCGUUACAUGCCAUGGUGAGAAGGUUCGAAAUAAGAUAUUCUUAUUCAAACUGUAA